AUGAUGGAGAAAGGGCCCCCCAACUCCAGCGAGGGCCAGCAGGGCUGGUUCUCAGCCAGGAAUGGCAGUGGCAGCUCCUUGGAUCUGGAGUCCGUGGUGCAGCCCCUCGCGCUGAACCCGUGGGACGUUGUGCUCUGCGCCUCGGGCACCAUCAUCUCGUGUGAGAACGCCAUCGUGGUGGUGGUCAUCUUCUACAGCCCGGCCUUCCGCGCCCCCAUGUUCCUCCUGAUCGGCAGCCUGGCCACAGCCGACCUGCUGGCGGGUCUGGGGCUGAUCCUGCACUUUGCCUUCGUGUACCUCAUCCCGUCGGAGGCGGUGAGCCUGCUCACCGUGGGGCUCCUGGUCACCUCCUUCACGGCCAGCGUCAGCAGCCUGCUGACCAUCACCAUCGACCGCUACCUGUCCCUCUACAACGCCCUGACCUACUACUCGGACAGGACGGUCACCAGGACUUACAUCAUGCUGCUCCUCACCUGGGGAGCCUCCAUCUGCUGCGGGCUGCUGCCCGUGCUGGGCUGGAACUGCCUGCAGGAGCCCUCGGCCUGCAGCAUCGUCCGCCCGCUCACCAAGAGCCACCUGAGCAUCCUGUCCGUGUCGUUCCUGGCGGUGUUCGCGGUGAUGCUCCAGCUGUACGUGCACAUCUGUCGCAUCGUGUGCCGGCACGCGCAGCAGAUCGCCGUGCAGAGGCAUUUCCUGGCCAGCUCCCACGACGUGACGGCCCGCAAGGCCAUCGCCACCCUGGCCGUCAUCCUGGGCACCUUCGCGUCCUGCUGGCUGCCCUUCGCCGUCUACGGGCUGCUGGGCGACGCCGGCUCCCCGGCGCUCUACACCCACAUCACGCUGCUCCCCGCCACCUGCAGCUCCCUGCUGAACCCCGUCAUCUACGCCUUCCGGAACCAGGAGAUCCAGAAGGUGCUGUGGGCCGUGUGCUGCGGCUGCUGCUCCUCCGCGCCGCCUUUCCGCUCCCGCUCCCCCAGUGACGUCUGA
Sturnus vulgaris (Common starling) is the source of this 987-nucleotide messenger RNA. It is a transcript of the gene GPR3, whose product is annotated as G protein-coupled receptor 3. Gene Ontology annotation, biological process: G protein-coupled receptor signaling pathway. The record is from RefSeq and is a predicted model, not a curated record. Gene Ontology annotation, molecular function: G protein-coupled receptor activity. Gene Ontology annotation, cellular component: membrane. NCBI's taxonomy places the organism in Eukaryota, Metazoa, Chordata, Aves, Passeriformes, Sturnidae.